GUCGACACACGCGAAAGAUGACGAAAGAAUUUAGGGGAUUCGUCCCGACAGAUUUGUCUCUCGACGAUUCAUCCAUCGCGACAUUGGUAUCGCGGUAACGCAAUCCCACCGUACGUAUUCUCUAGACCGUUGGUGACUUUUCGCCGUCCGAGGGUGCUCCGUCUCGUUCAGUCUCAUUUCACUUUGCGUUACCGGCAAACCAUUGUUAAACUGGCUACGUAAUACGCGUUUAUUACUGGGCCGGAUUUCUUUAUUACGGUAGAUGCUACUGUAAGGACUUGGCACGAAACAGGACAACCCCAAAAUGCAGCAGCAGUCAGUAAUGGAAGAGGGAACGGCCUACGAGCCACCUACUUACGAUGAGACAUUCCCUGUCCUCCCCGAAUCGGCUAGCUCCAGUUCUGGUCAAUUAAACAUAUUUUCUAUAAACAACAACUUACAACUUGGACGUAUAAAUAUUACCCAGAUGUUCCGUGUACCAGGAGAAGAGCGCAAAUUUGAUCAUAGUGAUAAAUUUGGGGAACGUGAAUCUAUUCGUACAUGUAAAACUAUUAUGAAGGAGACAAACACUAUUAUUGAGAUUGCAUCUUCUAAGGACCAGUCUCUGACGUUUCUUAUAACUGGAAAGCAAAAUCAAGUUCUAGAAGCUAAACGACGCAUUCUAACAACAUUUCAAACUCAGGCAAGUAAGCAGAUCAUUAUUCCUAAGGAUCAUCAUCGUUGGAUUCUUGGAAAACAAGGGCAGAGGCUGAAAGAUUUGGAGCAGAAAACUGCUACAAAGAUUAAUGUCCCUGGUAUGCAAGAUCAAUCAGACAUAAUAACAAUUACAGGAACAAAAGAAGGGAUUGAAAAAGCUGAACAUGAAAUUAGAGUUAUUUCUGAUGAACAGUCUAGGAAAGCUUUUGAAAGAAUCACUGUGCCAAAAAUAUAUCACCCAUUCAUAUAUGGUGCACACAAUGAAAAUCUCAAUGCCAUGAUGGCAGAAACUGGUGCUCGCAUCAAUAUCCCUCCUGCAUCGGUGCAACAAGAUGAAAUUACCAUAGCUGGUGAGAAAGAAGGAGUCUUAGCUGCAAAACAGAAGAUUGAGGCCAUUUAUAAGGACAUGGAAAAAAGAUGUACCACGGUAUCUGUAGAAGUUCCCAAGUCUCAGCACAAGUAUGUAAUUGGACCUCGUGGUAGUACCAUAGCAGAGAUACUGCAAACGACCGGAGUGAGCGUAGAGAUGCCUGCGCCUGACUCAGCAACUGGUACAAUAACUCUUAGAGGACCCCAAGAAAAACUUGGUCAAGCUCUUAACAAAGUGUAUGAAAAGGCAAACAGUGUUCGUACUGCUGUAGUAGAAGCUCCGGUUUGGAUACAUAAAUAUAUCAUUGGACGUAAGGGGGUGAACAUCAAGAGAAUUACUCAAGAGAUGCCAAAGGUAAAUGUAGAGUUUACAGGCAAGGAAGACAAAAUUAAGAUAGAAGGACCACCUGAGGAAGUAGAGAAAGCACAGAAUGAGCUGCAGCUUAUGGCUAGCGAUCUUAUAGCCAAGCUUACUUUCACAGAAUUGAAUGUCGAUCCAAGAUUUUACAAGCAUAUCAUUGGAAAAAACGGUUGCAACGUCAACCGUGUUAAGGAAGGAACAGGUGUCGUGAUUAAUAUUUCUGAGAAUGAUGGCAGUAAUGUUAUUCGCAUUGAAGGCAAUCUUGCUGGUGUAUUAAAAGCUCAAACAGAACUUGUAGAGAUGGUGAAAAAACUCGAAAAUGAGAAGGAAAAGGACGUGAUUAUAGAUCACAGAUAUUACCGUAACAUAAUCGGUAACAAGGGAGAUAAUAUUAAAGAGAUUAGAGAUAAAUUUAAUCAAGUACAAAUUACCAUACCUGGACCUGGUGAAAAGGGGGAUAUAGUAAAAAUCCGAGGACCCAAGGAAGACGUUGACAAGUGCCAUAAACAUCUAAUGAAGCUGGUGAAAGAGCUGAACGAAAGCAAUCAUGUGCUGGAAGUACCUAUUUUUAAACAAUUCCAUAAGUUUGUUAUUGGAAAAGGUGGUGUCAACAUCCGUAAGAUUAGGGAAGAAACUCAAACGAAGAUCGACUUGCCCGCCGAAGGUGAUAAGAGCGAUGUUAUAAUCAUCACUGGCAAAAAGGAGAAUGUAGAGAAGGCUAAAGAAAUGAUACAAAAGAUCCAAAAUGAAUUGGCCAACAUUGUUACCGAUGAGAUCACUAUUCCACCAAAGUUUUACAACUCACUCAUUGGCACUGGGGGUAAACUCAUACAUUCUAUCAUGGAGGACUGCGGAGGUGUUACCAUCAAAUUCCCUACAGCGGAAAGUAAAAGCGAUAAGGUUAGCAUCAGAGGCCCAAAAGAUGAUGUAGAGAAGGCAAAAUUGCAACUUAUGGAACUGACCAAUGAAAAGCAAUUGUCCAGUUUCUCAGCUGAAGUCCGUGCCAAAGUUCAACACCACAAAUUCCUUAUUGGAAAGAAUGGUGCCAAUAUUAAGAAGAUAAGGGAGUCCACAGGCGCGCGAAUUAUCUUCCCGACAGAGGAAGAUCAAGAUAAAGAAGUGAUUACAAUUAUGGGCAAGAAGGAAGCAGUGGAGAAGGCUAAAGCCGAGUUAGAAGCUACCAUCAAGGAGAUUGACAACAUUACCGAGGGUGAAAUCCGCAUCGAUCCCAAGCAUCACAGACAUUUCGUAGCGCGAAGGGGUGGUGUCCUGCAUCGAAUCGCCGAUGAAUGCGGCGGCGUGCAGAUUUCGUUUCCGCGGGCUGGUGUCGAUAGCGAUCGUGUCAUCUUGAAAGGCUCGCACGAGUGCAUAGAAGCUGCGAAACAACGAAUGCGAGAAAUUGUCCAGGAAUUGGAAUCAAUGGUGACGGUGGAGUGCAUAAUACCUCAGAAACACCAUCGCACAGUGAUGGGCGCCAAGGGCCGCAAAGUGCAGAGUAUAACAUCCGAGUACGACGUACAAGUGAAGUUCCCUGAUCGCGAUGUGUACGACGAGCAAAAGAUACCGGAACAAAUUAACGGUGAGAACAGGGAAGCUGGAGAGACUGUCCCAGCCUGCGAUAUAAUUCGCAUCACUGGGCAACCGGAGAACGUUGCCGCUGCCAAGCAAGCUUUGCUCGAUCUCGUGCCCGUUACGAUUCAAGUAGACGUACCGUUUGAUUUCCACCGCUCAAUAAUCGGGCAAAAGGGUAAAGACGUGCGGGAGCUGAUGAAUACGUACGAUGUGCACAUUAUGCUCUCUCCGGCGGAAGAGAAGCUGGAUUAUAUCAAGAUCUCCGGAACGCCAUCAUGUGUCCAAAACGCUAAGGAAGCUAUCCUUGAGAAGUGUGAGGCACUGAAGGCCGAGCGACAGGAUCGAGCGUUAAAGUCGUUCGAACUGAAGCUCGAAGUUGAUCCGGAGUAUCACCCGAAGAUAAUCGGCCGAAAGGGGACCGUGAUUAGUAAGAUACGGAGUGAUCACGACGUCCAGAUUAACUUCCCGCGCAAGGGCGAGCCCGAGGAGCAUAUCAUCACGAUAACAGGAUACGAGAAGAAUGCGUACAGCGCGCGAGACGAUAUCAUGAAAAUUGUUAACGAACUGAAUGGUUUGACGAAGGACGAAGUGCACAUAAACGCCGCCGUGCACUCGCGAUUGAUCGGGGCGAAGGGUAGGAACAUCCGCAAGAUAAUGGACGAAUUUAAAGUGGACAUAAAGUUCCCGAGGAAGACCGAUGCCGAUCCGAACAUCGUGACGAUCGUAGGAGCGGAGGAGAAUGUGGCUGAUGCCAGGGAUCGUCUGCUGAAUCUCGAGGAGGAGUAUAUGCAAGACGUGGUGGAGAACGAGUACCGCGAAAGCUUGCUGCCGCCUCAGCGCAACGACGGCAUCGUCGGCGGCGGCGAGAACGACGCCGGCUUCAUAGUGAAGGGAGGACCGUGGGAGCAGCAGCAGCAGCAGCAGCAGCAGCAGCCUCAAAGCGCACCGAACACAGCUAGCGUGGAGGAAUUCCCUCAGUUUGCCGGUUACUCCCACGUACCUGUCGCCACUCCGGACGGUCCGUGGGGAGUUAAGCGUUAAAAUGUAGAUCUAUUAAAUCCGUUAGAGAAAGUCGAUGGAACGAAUCGAUGGUUAAACUAACGAUAUAAGAUAACUUUCCUCUGACAAACGAUAUAUAAAACAUUACAUACGUAUACGCAUGUACACAUGUGCACACCGAAUGCACGCAACACACACACAUACACACACACACACAUACUUUCUCUCUUUCUCUUUCGCAUGCAUACACACACAUAUACACAUGUACACAUGACACACGACUCAUACACGCAUAACGCACUUGUGUUGGGUGGUUCCCUGUUCCAUUACUGACGUUGCUGCAUACGACCUGGCCACUCUAUUGGACUCUGACACUGGUUUACUACACAACGUUUGACGAUGAUGUUUAUAUUUACAAUUCAUAAUAUACCGAUGUCCUAUAUAUCUGUAACUGCAAUGCAUGUUCUAAGUUCAUCGCCAUGUCUCUGAGUCCAAUCGCGGUCGCGCGUGUGGUCUCGUGCACUCUCGACUCAACUCGUGGCUUUUAUCUCUGUUGAUAUAUGCCUUCCAGAUACAGAUAUGUUGUACUUAAGACUGUGGCUUCGUGGGAAAUAAUCGGAACGUUUUCUGCAGAAAAGGACCAAACCCGCGAAAGAGGAAACGAAAUAAAGUCAAAUAAAGCCAACCGUAUGUUCUUCGUCGUAAAAUGCAAAUUGAUUCUAUGUUCCCUGUAUUCUCAAUUUGUCUUCUACAAUGAGGGAUGGAUCUACUCCUGCGUUGGUUUCUUUCCUGCAGAAUCCAACCAAUUUAUUCGUGUAUUAUAUAUACUUUCAGAUAAUCUCUGUCCCGCGUAUAGACCGCAAACGGUCGUACGUUUUUUUCGUUGGACUUAGCAUAAUAAUUUGUUAAUUUAUUUAUAUCUUUUUGUACAUAUAUCGCAUUUUCUCGUUGCGUUGUGCCACUAGUGAGGUGGUUUCCAAAACUACAUCACGAUUGUUGAAAUUUGUACUGUAAAAUCUUCGCGAAUCAAAAAAAAAAAGGAUAAGAUGAAGAAGAAGAAAGGAGAGGGGAAAAACAACGUAAAGGCUUUCUAAGGGAGAGUUUGUUCCUAGAGUUUAACGUAAUUUUUUACUACGUUAACUGAUUACUCUACAGACUCACAGCUUGCGUCUCUGAAGAUUUCGCUAGGAUAUGAAUGAGAAAUCUGUCGAUGUGUGUGUAUCAAACGCAUAUUCAUCAUCGAGCGACAGAUCAGCAAUCGAGGAUUGAAACCGAUAUAAUUUCCGUGAGCGAGAGGAAUUUUCGAUACUGGAGACGAGAAAAAAAAUAUGUAUCUCUUAUGUUGCUUGCCGUAAAUUUCCAUUGUCUCGAACAAACACUUUAUAGGAAUCGUACUCUUAACGCGUCUUUAGCGACGUAAUUUGAACUGACCGAAAUUAUACUACUUUUGAUCCUUGCCUGCGAAUCAUCAGUCGGACGUUCGAGGAACGCAAUAUUUAGAAGGCCUUGAUACUCCCGCGCCGCUUAAAAAUCACCAAGCAUAAUACGUAAGAUCGGCACUGUUGCAGAGAAUCGUCAAAUUAUCUCGAUGUUACACGAGUAGCGAACGAUACACGAAUUCCUUUCGAUAGCCGGCUUUAUUUAUUUGUCCUGUUUUACAAUUUCGUAUACAGUUUUGAUGUGCAAAUUCUUACAUUCUACUAUUUAUGAGGCCAACUAGCUAAGAAAAAGAUAUUCAGUUCAAGUGCCUUGUCUAUUUUCUUCGAGACAGCUCAUUUCAAUUGUUGGAGGAAUGUGAAUAAUAGAUUAUACAUAUAAAUAAAUUAUCCGGGAUAUCCGAAAAUUAUCAGUUGAUAUUUUUAGGAUGGAAUCUCCGGCAAGAUUGAA
Messenger RNA from Harpegnathos saltator (Jerdon's jumping ant), 5884 nucleotides. RefSeq names its product satellite-binding protein 1 Dp1 (gene Dp1). Lineage: Eukaryota; Metazoa; Arthropoda; Insecta; Hymenoptera; Formicidae. The coding region runs from base 305 to 4039 and encodes 1244 amino acids. Gene Ontology annotation, molecular function: mRNA binding. The transcript is spliced from 23 exons. The record is from RefSeq and is a predicted model, not a curated record.